Messenger RNA from Cyphellophora europaea CBS 101466, 885 nucleotides. RefSeq lists its product as uncharacterized. The coding region runs from base 1 to 885 and encodes 294 amino acids. Lineage: Eukaryota; Fungi; Ascomycota; Eurotiomycetes; Chaetothyriales; Cyphellophoraceae. The record is from RefSeq and is a predicted model, not a curated record. Gene Ontology annotation, molecular function: oxidoreductase activity. The transcript is spliced from 5 exons.
AUGGACGUGGCCACUUUGUUCGGUAUUCGUGGUCGCGUAGCCCUGGUCACAGGUGGAAGCUCGGGGAUAGGAUUGAUGAUAGCCAAGGGCUUCGUCGCAAAUGGAGUAAAGGUAUACGUGACCGCACUUGGAGGUCAGGACCUCGAUGAAGCUGUAAUCGAGUUGAAUGAAGUGGGAAAGUCCAGUGGCGGGAGCGCCAUAGGCUUCCCCAGCGAUCUAUCCACCAAGGAGGGCAUCGCCGAAGUCGCAAAAUACCUUUCAGCACGCGAAAGUCAUCUGGACAUCCUCUGCUCCAACGCCGGUAUCCGUCGAGAUCCUCCUCAAAUGACGAACCCGAAGACCGCCUCUCUUGAGGAACUGCAAGCAUCGCUGUGGUCAUCAAGGCACUCGGACUGGGAUGAUACGUUCCGCAUCAACGUGACGGCUCAUUAUUUCCUCGCUGUGGCGUUGAUGAAGCUCUUAGCAGCAGCCGCCGAAAUGGACUUACCUGAUGGGAGGAAAGGCCGGGAUGAGGGCCGCGGGAGCAUUGUGAUCACGAGCAGCUGUGCUUCCAUGCACAAUUGCACCAAUAUCGACCUUACGAGCUAUGCUACAAGCAAAGCCGCAAUCGACCAUCUCGUCGAGCUUCUGGCAGCGAAGUUCGGGCCCUGGUAUAUUCGAGUGAACGCGAUCAACCCUGGAUUCGUGCCAAGCAAGAUGAACCCUGUUCAAGAGGGGAGUAAUCAGUUCGCGGCACUGUUUGAUGCGAUGCCAGCACGUAGAAUCGGGAAACUGGAAGAUAUCGUUGGUGUCGUGGUGUAUCUUUGCAGCCAAGCCGGCGCGUAUGUCGAUGGACGUUGUCUGUGCGUCGAUGGCGGUCGUGUACUGGUUGCUAACGGUCAGUGA